Sabethes cyaneus is the source of this 1902-nucleotide messenger RNA. RefSeq names its product protein tramtrack, alpha isoform-like. Gene Ontology annotation, cellular component: nucleus. Gene Ontology annotation, biological process: regulation of transcription by RNA polymerase II. The transcript has a single exon. Gene Ontology annotation, molecular function: protein binding. Bases 1 to 1902 code for a protein of 633 amino acids. NCBI's taxonomy places the organism in Eukaryota, Metazoa, Arthropoda, Insecta, Diptera, Culicidae. The record is from RefSeq and is a predicted model, not a curated record.
AUGGAUAGUAAUCUUUUUUGUAUACGAUGGGAUAACCAUCAACGUACUAUCAUUUCCAUGUUUUCCACUCUAUUGGAGAAUGAAACACUGGUUGAUUGCACGUUGGCAGCGGAAGGAAAAUUCCUAAAGGCCCACAAAAUUGUCCUCUCCGCGUGUAGUCCCUACUUUGCAGAACUGCUGUCGCAACAAUAUGACAAGCAUCCCAUAUUCAUACUGAAAGAUUUGAAAUUCGAGGAACUGCAGGCCAUACUAAACUAUAUGUAUUGCGGUGAGGUAAAUGUUCCUCAAGGUCGGCUAGUUGCGUUUCUAAAGACUGCAGUAUCUCUACAAGUUAGAGGAUUGGCCGAUAAAUUGAAUACGUCAUCUAACGUAUCAAAUCAACAGCCAAAACCAACACAUAGUGAAACUACAGAAACUAAUGUAAAUGGAAUUGUUGUAAAACAGGAAUGGCCGCCUGAGGAUAAUUAUACACCGCCAGAAAGUUUACCUAUUUCAUCAAGGCGUAAGCGUAAAGCAAAACUUCAAAAACUACGACGAUCUCAACAGCACGACGAAAAGAAAGCACAUGAUGCAAACCAGAAUGGAUCGGAAGAGACCGAAUUAGAUGGCAUAGAUGCUAUCCCUCCAGCCAAACGUCAGCAAUCACUGGCGUCCAACUUCACCGACAAUGAAUCGAUUAGCAAACCUGAAUUGCUGAUCGAACCAAAAAAUGGAUCGGAAGAGACCAAAUUAGAUGGCACAGAUAUCCCUCUAGCCAAACAUCAGCAAUCGCUGGCGUCCAACUUCACCGAAAAUGAAUCGAUUAGCAAACCUGAAUUGCUGAUCGAACCAAAAUAUGGAUCGGAAGAGACCGAAUUAUAUGGCAUAGAUAUCCCUCUAGCCAUACGUCAGCAAUCAAUGGCCUCCAACUUCACCGAUAAUGAAUCGAUUAGCAAACCUGAAUUGCUGAUCGAACCAAAAAAUGGAUCGGAAGAGACCGAAUUAGAUGGCACAGAUAUCCCUCCAGCCAAACGUCAGCAAUCACUGGCGUCCAACUUCACCGACAAUGAAUCGAUUAGCAAACCUGAAUUGCUGAUCGAACCAAAAAAUGGAUCGGAAGAGACCGAAUUAGAUGGCAUAGAAAUCCCUCUAGCCAAACGUCAGCAAUCGCUGGCGUCCAACUUCACCGAAAAUGAAUCGAUUAGCAAACCUGAAUUGCUGAUCGAACCAAAAAAUGAAUCGGAAGAGACCGAAUUAUAUGGCAUAGAAAUCCCUCUAGCCAAACGUCAGCAAUCGCUGGCGUCCAACUUCACCGAAAAUGAAUCGAUUAGCAAACCUGAAUUGCUGAUCGAACCAAAAAAUGAAUCGGAAGAGACCGAAUUAUAUGGCAUAGAUAUCCCUCUAGCCAAACAUCAGCAAUCAAUGGCGUUCAACUUCACCGACAAUGAAUCGAUUAGCAAACCUGAAUUGCUGAUCGAACCAAAAACUGAAAUCAUGGACAGCCAAGGAGAUGAGGGUGGGGAACUUUUAAUAUUCGAUAUGGAUGAUUUGGAGGACAGUCCGGAACAGCUCGAAUGCAGUUGCCAGAGCGUAGGUAAAUCACCCGUAACCGUGGCCGUAGCCGAUCAAAGUGUCGGUAGACAACGUCGUCGAGGCAGCAACGAAACGUUAGAUUUUAAGACGGUCACUAUGGACGACGGUGUGGUGCGCUACCUGUGUCCCCAAUGUGGCGUCAAGUAUAAACGGGUAAGUGCCUUGCGCACUCACAUGAAGGAAUGUGGAAAGGGAGCGCAGUGUCCGCUGUGUUCGAAGAUUGUCACCCAACGGCGUAAUUUGGCAAAGCACAUGGAACGUCACAAGCGCGAAGGAUUGGUGCGUGUGCAGAACUUACUUAAUUAUUGUGAGUUGAAUUUCCCCUCCUAG